Perognathus longimembris pacificus (Pacific pocket mouse) is the source of this 2928-nucleotide messenger RNA. RefSeq names its product tumor protein D52 (gene Tpd52). Gene Ontology annotation, biological process: B cell differentiation. Gene Ontology annotation, cellular component: cytoplasm. Lineage: Eukaryota; Metazoa; Chordata; Mammalia; Rodentia; Heteromyidae. The record is from RefSeq and is a predicted model, not a curated record. Bases 227 to 898 code for a protein of 223 amino acids. The transcript has 6 exons.
UGUCAUUUAUUGAAAAAAGGCUUGCUUGCCAUAGGGCCCUGAGGCUCCCUGGAGGAAACUGCACCUGAGCCUCCCUCCUCCCUCCCGGAAGCUGGGGUGGGGACUCUAAACCUGGGGUGAUUUCUUAGUGAGUGUACAGGUCUCAAAGAGAACUUGGUCAAAGGGGCACGCAGCUGAAGAGUCCUUGCAGGCAGUGGCAAAGCCAUGAGCCCUGCCUUUGUCUGGCAUGGACUGUGGUGACAUGGACUUCAGCGAGGACUACCAGUCCCCGUUUGACUUCGAUACAGGAGUGAACAAAAACUACCUCUACUUGUCUCCUAGUGGCAAUGCGUCUCCGCCUGGAUCACCUACCCAGAAAUCCGGUCUGCUGAGGACAGAUCCACUUCCUGAGGAAGGGGAAGAUGCUGCUGCCACCCUGGGUGCCACUGAGACCUUGUCAGAGGAGGAGCAGGAGGAGCUGAGACGAGAACUGGCAAAGGUGGAAGAAGAAAUCCAGACUCUGUCUCAGGUAUUGGCAGCAAAAGAGAAGCACCUAGCAGAGAUCAAGCGGAAACUGGGAAUCAAUUCUCUACAGGAACUGAAGCAGAACAUCGCCAAAGGGUGGCAGGAUGUGACAGCAACAUCUGCAUAUAAGAAGACAUCUGAAACCUUGUCUCAGGCAGGACAGAGGGCUUCAGCUGCUUUUUCGUCUGUUGGUUCAGUCAUCACCAAAAAGCUGGAAGACGUAAAAAACUCCCCAACUUUCAAGUCAUUUGAAGAAAAGGUUGAAAACUUAAAGUCUAAAGUAGGGGGAACCAAGCCUGCUGGCGGUGAUUUUGGAGAAGUCUUGAAUUCAACUGCUAGUGCCAGUGCCACUGCCACGGAGCCGCCUUCAGAACCGACACAGGAGAGCCCUUGAGAUUCCUACCUUUGUUCUGCUCCCCACUGCCAGAUGCUGCAGGCAAGAUCCAAGCACAUUCUGUCAACAUUCAUUGCCAUGGAUUUCUACCAGAUGUGCUGUUAUGGAGCUUUACAUUAUUCCUUUGACCAAAUAAUUUGUGGGUUAAGCAAAAUGAAAAUAGCUUCACUUCUGUUCCCAGAUAGUAACCCUGUCAUGUUCACUGAAAGCCCUUUAUUUAGGAAUGAGCAUUAUAAAGAUGUAUGUCUUACCUACGGAUGCUCCUGAAUUGAGGUGAGAAGCUGCCAGUGAACCUAGUUGCUUUCCUGCCUGACAAAGUAGAUACCAGUUUGAUUGUUGUCUUCUGUAAAACUUUUCUUUCUAUUUGAAUCUGCAAAUUUGAUUUCUAACUAAAAUUGUUCUUUUAAAUCUUCCCAGUACUUGGUAAUAAAAGUUUCAGUGUUGUUUUCUUUAUCUUUAAAACACUUAGGAAUAAACAUUGUUUUUAUAUAAGGUACAUAUCUAGGUGUCCAACACCAAGCUAAAGCAAAUAACUCUACAUCCAGUUUGUAUAGUUCUGUAACAAUACGUACAGUAGUAACUCAAACUACAAGGUGACUUCCGAAUUAAGAGUUCCUGCCAUAUAUCCUUGUUACAUAUCAUUUGUGACAACAACCAGUUCAGCAUAUUAGCUAUUAUGCCACUUAUAUCAGCUUUUAUUUUUUUUACGAGCUUAAGUAUUUACUUUUGGAAUAAAUUGACAAAAUAAAAUUCUAAAUCAAACAGAUUAUUAGUGGGUUGAAAUAUGACCUUGCAUAUAAUACUCAUAUUUCAAAGGUUUGAAGAUUUUUGUAGAUCUGAGUAAGCUGUAGAAUUGCUAAAAAUCCAUCACACCAAGAGACACAUUGCAGUUUCCAUUGCAUCCAUCCAGCAUCCUUUCAGAGGCACACAGUGAUAUGAAUAAUAUAACUUGAAUGUUUUUUAUACUAAGGUGUUGGUGGUAACUCCUAAGGUUGUAAUGCAUUAAUAAAAAUCAGGUCAUCAUUUUCUACUGAAUGUUAUUGGCAUGUUUGCAAUUGUGAAAUAGUACUGUUAACAUUGGCCCUAUUUUGAAAACUGAGUGUUGGGGCUAAUGAAUCAAUGCCUCUGGGUGAAUCUAUGCAGAGGCCAAGGUAUGUACGCUUUGCAUUCUGUUAAUUACUGACUUAGCAACGCCAUUUCCUUAUGGUGUAAAUGUUUAUGGCCUACAAUGUUGUAUCUGUUAUUUAUCAAGUUAUGAUUAUUUUAUUAUAGAUUAUGCCAAAUGUCAUUUGCCAAGCUUGGAGUGACCUAAAGCAUUUUUUUUUAAAGCAUGACUACAUUUAUUUGGGGAUAAAUUCUACUGAAAACCAAAUUUGAAAAGCCACAAUGUUUUUCUAAAAUGACAUGCUACCUUUCUCAGUUACUAGAGCAUUUGUUAGAACUUUGGAUGCAAUUGAAACUAUGCUCUUACAUGUGAAAAGCUUAAUAAAAAAAAGCUUAUGCAUAUCAGCAGUAUAGGUAUCAAUAUUUAUUAUGAGACCAGUGGUAUGGGAACAGGUUGUUGUGUUAAAGAAUCAACUGGUGUCUAUGCUUAAAAGAAAGGCUUAAAAAAUCAUCUAUUUAAAAUUCCUGCAAGAUCUCAGAUGAACAUAUUCUAAAAUAAUUUAUUUCUAGAAGCAUUAAGGCCAUGGUUGUGAUAGCAUUGUACCAGUGUAUAUCUGUAGAAUUUUGCAGUUAUUCAGUUUAUGUGUUAGAUUUUUUCCUAUCAGCCAGUCUUCAGUUUUCUUUGUUUUUGUUCCAGUGUCUUUAUUACAUUAUUCUACAGGGCCUUGUCCUGUGCUUUGUGUUUUCAACAAGCAAAACAGAGUAAGAGAAAAUGCUUUAAUUUAUCUAGAAACUUUACUGACCACAUGAGAAUAUUGAUAGAAAUGAUAGUGGGGUGUGGCAUGGUGUAGAGGUGAAUCUUGAGGAUAGUUGGGAAAGAAGUUGGAAAUCAAUUUUCUAGAUAUCUUCCUAUACUUAACCUAAAU